Messenger RNA from Sphaeramia orbicularis (orbiculate cardinalfish), 8156 nucleotides. It is a transcript of the gene itgb4, whose product is annotated as integrin, beta 4. The coding region runs from base 485 to 6466 and encodes 1993 amino acids. The record is from RefSeq and is a predicted model, not a curated record. The transcript has 42 exons. Gene Ontology annotation, cellular component: integrin complex; cell surface; membrane. Gene Ontology annotation, biological process: cell migration; cell communication; cell-cell adhesion. Gene Ontology annotation, molecular function: integrin binding. NCBI's taxonomy places the organism in Eukaryota, Metazoa, Chordata, Actinopteri, Kurtiformes, Apogonidae.
CAGGAAGGGAGUUAACCCUCUCCGUCGGGGCAGCUCACCUGGAUAGAGCAGGGAGAGUGGGUCUGUGAGUGGGUGUGUGAGCAUAUCCUCUAGGAGGGAUCAAGUCACAGCACACUCGGUCAUUUUCACUCAGUUCCUCUGAGUCUUACUGUCUCUCAUAUCUCUGUGCUGCUCACACUUGAAAAGUAAUUGCACAGUCGAGACUCAGCUUAAGGGUAAAUCAGUCAAUAUUUGACCAGACUGGACUGGAGCACAGGAAGGAACAAGCAACAGAAACAACAGAAAAAGUGGAGGAUUGUUUUUUUCUUUUUUCUUUUUUACCUUUAAAUUGAGACGAGGGCUUGAAGAUUUUUUUUAACAACACAAGUGGAUACAAACUUUCCCCAAAUCGUGGGUCAGAGAAAGCAGGAAAGGAUUUAGUGUUUUUCUUAUUUAUCGCCGGACUCUUGGACUUGGACUGCGGCAGAGCACUAAGAGGAAGGAGAUGGGGAGAUGGAUGUUACAUCUCUCAGUGGGUCUGGGUCUUCUCGCUGUCCUGUUGACCUGCUGUUAUGCUGAGGUGAACUACUGCUUCGCUUCCAGGGCGAAAACCUGCUCUGAAUGCCUGCAGUCUGGCAAAGGCUGUGCCUACUGCCCUGAUGAGACCUUUAAUGGCCCUCGCUGUGACCUGUAUGAGAAUAUAAUUGCCCAUGGCUGCAGUGCUGCUGCUGUUAUCACAGCUCAAAGUGAAAUGCAAAUUGAAAGAGAGGAAAGCAUCAACAUUGCGCUCCAGCAGUCACAGGUUUCACCACAGCAGGUCAGUAUGAGCUUCCUGCCAGGAGAGGAGAAGGUGAUGGAUGUGAAAGUGUUCUCUCCAACCAAAGGCCCUCUGGAUCUUUAUAUUCUCAUGGACUUCUCAAACUCCAUGGCUGACGAUUUAGACAACCUGAAGCGAAUGGGCAAUGAACUUGCUGUAUUGGUGAAGAAGCUGUCUGAUGACUACACCAUUGGAUUUGGAAAGUUUGUGGACAAAGUAAUUGAGCCACAGACUGAUAUGAGACCUAGAAAACUUAAAGAGCCUUGGCCUGACAGCGACUCUCCCUUCUCUUUCAAAAAUGUUAUCAAACUGACCAGUGACUUGAAUGAGUUCACCUCAAAGCUCCAGAGGGAGAGAAUAUCUGGCAAUUUGGACGCUCCUGAAGGAGGAUUUGAUGCUAUACUGCAGGCUGCAGUCUGUGGGGAUAAGAUUGGUUGGCGCAAAGACAGCACACAUCUUCUGGUUUUCUCCACUGAGUCAGCUUUCCAUUAUGAGUCUGAUGGUGCCAAUGUGCUCUCUGGGAUCCUGAUGCGCAAUGAUGAAAACUGCCACUUGGACGAUGAUGGCAAAUACACAGAGGAUACCAAUCAGGAUUACCCCUCUGUGCCCACAUUAGUCCGUGUACUCAGCCAGCACAACAUCAUUCCCAUCUUUGCUGUCACCAACCACUCCUACACAUACUACACGAAACUCCAAACAUAUUUCCCAAUUGCUGAAGUUGGUCUGCUGCAAGAAGAUUCAUCUAAUAUCCUGCAAGUCAUGGAGAUUGCCUUUGAGAGUAUCCGUAGUAAAAUGAGCAUCCGUGCAGAGGACAGACCCAAGGCUUUCCUGGCUGACUUCUUGACCUCGAGUGGGAGCGUUGCUCAAUACGGAGCCCUUAAUAUCAAGCCUGGAGCAAUUGGUGACUUCAAGAUGCGGCUUAAAGCUCAGCGGAUGAUUGAUGACCAGCCUGUCUGUGGGAUGAAUCCAGAUGAAAAAGAAGGGACAAUGAGAGUCAAACCUACAACUUUUAAUGAUGCAGUAAAUGUUAAGGCAUCCAUUUUGUGCCCAACGUGUGCCUGUGAGCAGAAACCUAUCCGUAGAUCUCCCAAGUGUCAUUUCCAUGGGGACCUAGUGUGUGGAAAGUGUCAGUGUUAUGAUGGCUGGGUGAGCACAUACUGUAACUGUACAGCCAGUAGUUCGACAGUGGACACCAGCCUGUGUAUAGGUCCGGGCAUGACCGAGGCGUGCUCAGGCCGUGGAGACUGUCUGGAGUGUGGAACCUGCGUGUGCUACAAUCCAGAUCAGUUUGAAGGGCAAUACUGCCAGUAUGAUAGGACCCAGUGUCAACGGUUUGGAGGCUUCCUGUGCAAUGACCGAGGCUCUUGCGUUAUGGGCCAGUGUGUGUGCGCCCAGGGCUGGGAGGGCAACGCCUGUGAGUGUCCCAAGAGCAACCAGACCUGUUUGGACAACAAUGGGGGCAUCUGCAAUGGGCGAGGUAAAUGUGUGUGCGGCCGAUGUGAAUGUACUAACUCUGGAAAUGAAAUGACUUCAACCUGCGAGUUGAGUGCCCAGGUUGUGUUGGGAGCAUGUGAGUCUACAAGAAGCUGCGUUCAGUGUCAGUCCUGGAAAACAGGAGAGAAGAAGGAUGAAGAGGAGUGUAACAAGUGUUUCUUCAAAAGUGUCAUGGUGGAUGAACUCAAAGAACGGGAAAAGGUGACUGAUGUGUGCAGUUUCCGGGAUGAGGAUGACGACUGCACCUACUACUACACUGUUGACCUUUCCAAAGAUCCAGCACUGAACCCUGGAGGCCUAGAGGUUGAAGUGCUCAAGAAGAAAGAUUGUCCCCCUGCGAGCCUCCUGUGGCUGCUUCCUCUCCUUUUGUUCCUCUUGUUACUUCUGGCUUUACUGCUGCUUUGCUGCUGGAAAUACUGUGCCUGCUGCAAAACCUGCUGCCAGAGUUGUCUGGCCCUGCUGCCGUGCUGUAAGAGAGGUCGCAUGGUUGGCUUCAAGGAGGAUGAAUAUCUGCUCCGCCAGUCUCUACUUACUUCAGACCACCUGGACACACCGAUGGUGAGGACUGGACCACCUAAAGGCACUGAUGUGGUCCGCUGGAAGGUUAAUGACAAUGUGCACCGAGCACCUAAUCACCCUCAGGCUCUGAUCAAGCCCAACCCCAAAGAGACCAUCCAGUUUCCACUCUCCCUCCGGCUAAACAGGUUGUUCUCUGAAAACCUGUCUCGUCCUGAAUCCAGAGAUGCCGAGCAGCUCCGUAAGGAAGUUGCUGAUAAUCUCAAUGAGGUGUACAAGCAGAUUCCUGGCGCCCAGAAGAUUCAAAAGACCUCAUUUAGAAUGCAGAGAAAUGCGGGGAAAAGGCAGGACUAUACCAUUAUGGACACUGUCCUAUCAGCUCCUCGCAGCAGCUACCCUGAUAUUGUCAAGCUGACGGAGAAAAAUGUCCAGUCAGGAAACUUCAGCGACCUUAAAGUGGUACCUGGAUACUACACUGUGGAAACCGACAGAGAGGCUGCAGGAGCUGUGGAGUUCCAAGAAGGUGUGGAGUCAGUGGAUGUUCACGUGCCGCUCUUUGUUAAGGAUGAGGAUGAUGACAAGAAACAACUACAAGUGGAGGCUGUAGAUGUGCCACUGGGUAUUGCUGAGAUUGGAAAACGUUUGGUCAACAUCACUAUCAUCAAAGAACAUGCCUCCAGUGUGUUUUCCUUCCUCCAGCCGGCCUACACUUAUAGCAGACAGGAUGGAGUGGCUAACAUCCCCAUCAGCAGAGAGAUCGUAGAGGACGGUCGCACGCAAGUCACCUACCGCACACGAGACCUCACAGCCAAGGACAAGAAGGACUAUGUGACUGUAGAAGGAGAUCUGAAUUAUGGUCCUGGUGAGACCCAGAAGUUAGUGCCUGUUCGUCUGCUGGAGCUGGGUGAGAAAGACAGCCUUCUGGAGGACAAACAGGUCAAACAGUUUGUCAUGGACCUGAGUAACCCACGGCAGGGCGCCAAGCUAGGACGCUACCCGAGAACGACAGUCACUAUCGCAGAUUCACCAGAGCCAAGUGUGAUGAUGUUCAAGAAGGGAACGCAAAACUUCACCACUUCUGACCCAAGCUAUGUUAUCCCUGUGGUCCGCACUCGUAACACGGAUAGCCCCGCCUCAGUGAAAUGGCGCACCAAGAAGGCCCAGCGCUUUGAGCUGUCAGGGCCUCUGAAGUUUGGUCCUGGAGAGACAGAGAAAAAUAUUGUAAUUGACCCAAAAGCCCACCCAGGUCCAAUUAAACCCGAGAACUUCCAUCUGGAGCUGUUUGACCCAAGCAGCAACGCUUCUAUUGGAGAUAGAAAGACCACUAUGAUCAAUGUUACAGACGGUGGAGGUCCUGAGAUGAUGCAAAUGCAGCAGAAAGGCUAUUCAAGCCCGAAAUGCUCCUCCCCUAGUGGUCUUCUUAUGUCUCCUGGUAACCCGAAAGCCAAAGCAACAGGACCCAGAAACAUCCGCCUCAACUGGGAACCACCACUUGGAAACCCCCUGGGCUAUAAGGUGAAGUACUGGAUCUAUGGUGACCCGGAGAAAGAUGCCACAGUUUUAGAUGUGAAGACACCUCAAGCUGAGCUGACUAACCUGUAUCCCUAUUGUGACUAUGAAAUGCGAGUGUGCGCCUACAAUGCAAUGGGAGAUGGCUUUGAUACUGAUGUUGUCACCUGUCAAACUUUGGAGGAUGCACCUGGUGAACCCGGUCGUCUGGCUUUUAACGUCAUCAGUCCAACUGUCACUCAGCUCAGUUGGGCCGAACCCGCAGAGACUAAUGGCAACAUCACAGCCUAUGAGGUCGUCUACACACCCAUCGAUGAUGACAUGAAGCCAGUUGGUGCUGACAAGAAAGUCAAGAUCGACAACCCUAAGAAGCGGAUGCUGUUGAUCGAGAACCUCCAGAAUGCUCAGACCUACCAGUAUAAAGUCCGUGCCAAGAACGGUGUGGGCUGGGGCCCCUUCAGAGAUGCCACCAUCAAUCUGGCAUCACAGCCUGCGAGACCGCUCUCCAUUCCAAUCAUCCCAGACAUCCCUAUUGUGGAUGCAGAAGCAGGAGAUGAAUAUGACGGCUAUCUGAUGUACAGCAAUGAGGUGCUCAAGUCUCCUGCUGGCUCGAAGACGCCCAGUGUCUCUGGUGAUGGAUUUGUCAAGUUGGUGGGAUCGAACCUGGAUCUCCGUAAGGUGUCGUGGAAAAAGCGUGUGGAGGUCAUCCCCAACUAUCGGCUCAGCACAGACACAGAGGCGAGCUCAGACGAGACCCCCCAACUGAGCCACACCCAAGCACCUCAGCCAGAUUACAUGAUGAAUGGAAAAUGGGACCAGAACUUCCUCUUCCCAGGCAGUUCAGUGACACGCAACAUGUCUGCAUCAUCCUCUCCCAUGUCCACCCUGAGCUCCAACUACAGAGGGGCUGGAGGCUCCUUCACCACAGAAACAACCACCACCUACUUGACUGGAUCAGGAGGCACCCGUACACAUGAAAUGAUGGGAGAUGGAGUAACUACAACAGAUGUCAUCAUGAGGAAGCGCUCAGAGAACAGGGCUUACACCGAUGAACACAUCCGUGACUCUAUUGUCAUGGGAGAUAUUCCCAAAUUCCCUGAUCUAGGUGGGUUCGGCUACACUGGGAUGCAGAGCAGCUCUCAGAGCCAGUUCAGCUACAGCCUCACUCAAGGUUCACGCGCAAGGACCGAGUCGUCAGACGUCAGCGAAGCCUUAUAUAAUCUGGACAGGGUGCUCCAAGAUGCUCGUCUCGCUCCAGGAGUCCCCGACACGCCCAGCAGGCUGGUGUUUUCUGCUCUGGGACCCACUGCCCUGAAAGUGAGCUGGCAGGAGCCUCACUGUGAGAAAGACAUUUUGGGCUACUGUGUCCUUUACCAGCUGCUUAAUGGAGGUGAUGUGAAGCGCAUCAAUGUGACAAACCCUGCUGAAAACUCAGUCAUCAUCCAGGAUCUGCUGCCCAACCACUCGUACCUGUUCAAGGUGAAGGCUCAGAGCCAGGAGGGCUGGGGCCCAGAGAGAGAGGGAGUCAUCACCAUCGAGUCUGCUGUGGACCCCAAAAGCCCCCUAAGCCCUGUGCCAGGCUCACCAUUCACUCUGAGCACUCCCAGCGCCCCAGGGCCCCUGAUCUUCACAGCUCUGAGCCCUGAUUCAUUACAGCUGAGCUGGGAGAAACCUCGCAAACCCAAUGGAGACAUUCUCGGUUAUGUAGUCACCUGUGAGCAGCUGCAUGGUGGAGGAGAUAUCCGCUCCUUCCAGGUGAAUGGAGACAGUGCUGAGACCAGUCUGACUGUCCAGAAUCUCACGGAGAAUGUUCCCUAUAAGUUUAAAGUUCAGGCUCGGACCACACAGGGCUUUGGUCCAGAGAGGGAGGGCAUCAUCACCAUUGAGUCUCAGGAUGGAGGUGCUUUGUCUCAGUACAACAGCCAAUCAACGACAAGGAGGGAGGUUUUCCAACUGCCGACAGAGGUCAACACACGGACCAACGUCUCCCACACUAUGAUCAACGAUCCCUACUUUUCAGAGGGGAUGAUGAUGACCACGCAGCACACAGAGACCAGCGGCAUCAUGACCCGACAGAUCACCAAGGAGGUGGUGCAGAGGAGCGUCAUGGGAGGAACCACAGUCACAAAGAAGAUGUUUUAUGAAUCUUAGGAUUUGGUAAACUUAUAAUUGCAUCCAAAGGUUCAGCAUGAUGAGGAAUCAUACAGAGGUGUAGCAACUAGUGAACUUUCAGUGAUAUUUAAAGCAAAUAUGACAAACAUUUGCUUUUCAAAUUGAAUGAUGUGCCCAAUUCUCGCAGAAAGGCAUCUUUAAGUUUUUUUUUUUUUUUACCUUUUAUAGAGUAAACAAUCGAUCAGUGCAUUGAAAAUAUAACUGGUCGAUCGAUUCUUGACUUAUUUAUGGUUCACUGAAAAAAAUACACAUUAAAACUUGAUGUCUUGUUACAGCUCGGACAUAAUAUGAGAUUCUUUCCACCCUCAAAGCUCUCACUGCUUAUAUUGUUAAGGAGUAAAAGUUGUUUUCUCUUGUCUGUUACAAACUGUAGCACACUUUGCUCCUUAAAUAAGAUCCAGUUUUCUUCCAUUUUCACUAACUCAUUGACUGUUUCAGUGUAUUUCACUUCAGCUUCUGUCCUGUAAACAAAUCGCUUCAGACUCCUCCCGCUCCCUCUGUUGGUUCAGAACUGAUAAGACACACUGGGGCUUUAAAUAAGGCCGGCACGGGUCAGUAAUCUGAGCAGGGUCCAGUAAUCCAAAGUGACCUCUCCUGUUGACUCCUGUUUGUGUCUGUUGUUUCUGAUCGGGCCUCUUCAGGGUACACACACCAAAUCUGAACCCAUGUUUCCACUGAAGGCAUCUUUUUAAGAUGCACAUCAAAUAGAUAAAUUCACCCAGUGGUCUUAAACUGACUGAUCAAAGGUGUAAAGGUGUUUUUUUGUUCAUAGAUUUGUAUUAUAUUUGUGUUUUUUCAAGCAUAGAUGACUAUAUUUAAUGCAUUUUUUUUACUUUAGCAGAUUGACAUUGAAUUAAUGCCAAAUACAGACGUACAAACACAUCUAUCGCUUACGUGCUUACGUUUCCUACUGACAAGCAAAGGGCGCGUGAUUUUAAUAUACAGAGAAAUAAUCAAAAAUCUUGUGUUUGCAAUUUGUGAGAUGUUUUAUAUUCAUGAUGUGGUCAAGUCUUCAUGCAUUACACGCUUUACUCUACUAGGCCAUUGUAAUUUGUAUUUGGUUGGUGUUAAGAUCUGGUGGAGAGAUGGUAUGCAAAGACAGAAAGAUUGUAUUUGUUUCAGUGCAGUAUGUAGAAAAUAUGACUGUAUUUUAUGAGAGAACAUUGUUUCUUGGGAGAUAAAUGUUGCCAGAUAAGUAGACCAAAAAUGGGACACAGUAAAGUAUUCAUUUUGAUCAACAUGUAUCAUUGCUUUGGAGCAUAUGUUUUUUUUUUGCAUUGUUUUUAUUUUUAUUGUCAGUUCUAUUGCACUUCUGAAAGGUUUUAAUAAAUAAAGUCUUAUUGAAUUUUCAUUGUCUCUUAAUCUAAAUGCAUGAACAACUGAUGACAAGAAAGGACAUUUUGAGUUCAUUUAUUUAUGUUUGGGAGGAAAAAAAGCAUUGUCAUCUACUGGAAGAAAAACCAAGCUGUAAAAACUAUCUCAUGCCUGAAUGAAAUGUAGCCGGAAGCAGAAACAGAGAAGCAAACAGAGAGAAAUUCACUUUUCACAUGCGUCAGACCAGUCCAUAAAUAUCUGGACAUAAGUUAGCUGGCUGCACAUCCUUUCACAGUGCCUUCAUGCUUUUAGAACAACAUAUUUAUACUUAUUAUUUUAGUUUGCAAAAAUGUUU